Molecule: messenger RNA, 1458 nt
Organism: Hevea brasiliensis (rubber tree)
Lineage: Eukaryota; Viridiplantae; Streptophyta; Magnoliopsida; Malpighiales; Euphorbiaceae
Product: probable disease resistance protein At4g27220
Exons: 1
Coding region: 1-1458 (485 amino acids)
Molecular function (GO): protein binding
Source: RefSeq, a predicted model, not a curated record
AUGGCCCUUCAAAUAAUGAAAGAUUCAGGAGUUAGAGCCAUGAUUGAAUCUUGUAAGGGAUUAAAAGAGUUACCAGAGGAAGGCAUCUGGACAGGAGAUCUCGUGAGAGUUUCAUUGCGUCUUAAUUGCAUUGAAGAAAUUGCUUCUAAUCAUUCACCAAGAUGUCCCAACCUUUCAACUCUACUGUUGGAUGGCAAUUUUGAAUUGAGACGGAUUGCAGAUUCUUUCUUUAAGCACUUGCAUGGGCUCAAGGUUCUUGAUCUUUCUAAUACAGGGAUCCAAAACUUGCCAAAUUCUGUCACUACCCUCGUCAAUCUCGCCUCCUUGGUGGUCCGUGGAUGUCGAAAGCUAAGGCGUGUGCCAUCUUUAGCAAAUCUCAGAGAACUGAAGAGAUUGGAUCUCAGAUCUAGUGGAGUUGAAGAAGUGCCAGAUGGCCUGGAAUUUCUGUCCAAACUCAUGUAUCUAGACCUCGAAGGUACAUCGGUAAAAGAAAUAAGACCUGGGAUACUACCUAAACUCUCUCAUUUGCAAUUUCUUAAACUUCCUUUAACGUUAGCAGUCGAGGGAGAGGAAGUUGCAUCACUGAGCAAGGUGGAAACUUUGUAUUGUCGUUUCCAUGAUCUCGUAGGCUUCAACACAUUUGUCAAAUCAAUGGAAGAAUUGAUGAUUGGAAGUAAAUUUGAACUUUUAAUAGGACCAUUUUCCCAGAAUAUGGAUGACCCUAUGUUUUUAAGACGUCCUAAGUUUGAUAAAAAUGUUGUGGCGUAUGAUUGCAGUAUCGGCAAAGAAGGGAAUUUUCUGAACUUUCCAGCUGACUUGCAAGAGCUAGCGAUUGUAGAAUGCAAUGAUGCACAAAGCUUACACUGUGUUCAUCCGUUCAGAUAUGCAACUCAACUGGAAUAUGAAACUCAACUGGAAUACGUUUCCAUUAGAAAGUGCAAUGGGAUGGAGUGCUUGUUUUUGUUGCCUGAAAACGGUUGGCGUAUUUUUCCAAGACUUAAAUUUCUAAACCUUUACAGUUUGGAGAACUUCCGUUUCCUCUUUGGCGGAGAAGUUGCUGUUGCACCAUCAUUGCCAUAUUAUGGUAACAGCUUUAACCAACUGAGAACUUUUGAGAUGAUAAAUUGCCCAACCAUUAAGAAGUUGUUCCCUCCUUGCCUGCUGCCGAACCUCCAAAACCUGGAAAGGAUUAAAGUCAAAGAUUGUUUGUCGAUGGAGGAGAUAAUAGGAGCAGAAAGACAAGAAGAACAAGUAACUAUGGAUUUCAGUCUCCCAAAGUUAUGGAAUUUCAAGUUGAGAAAUUUACCACAACUGAAGAGCAUUUGUGAUCGGGCAGUGAUUUGUGAAUCUCUUCGACUCAUCCGUCUAAUUGACUGUCCAGGGCAAAUGAUGGAUGUACCAUUCUUUUAUCCCAGUGGCCAUCAAUCUUUUGACAGGGUUGAGAUAAGUAGAAAUUAA